AUGACGGCCUUGCGACCUUUUCCAACGACCGCCGGUACGACUGUACGACCAUUCACGACUGCUAUUGUAGACGAAGCUCAACUGUUUCCUACAUAUUUUGAUGUGCAGAAACAGGACCUUCUUAUCACGUGCGGUAAUUACGCGAGCACUAGUAAUAACGCAAACAGACUCGUGUGGCGAGAGAUAGAUACAGCGUUCGAGAAUCGCAUUCAGACAGGUGCAGUGAUAAAUACGAACUAUAUUGAACCGCGAACGUUUUUAGAAGACGCAGGCGGUAUAGUGCUCGAGCGAGUGCGGGACGCUCUAGAAAAACACAACAGUGUAAAAGUGAACACAGCAUUCAACGGCAUGUUUGUAACGGGUGAUAAACGUGCCAACAAAAGUAUAAACACUAAAAAUUGUGAACUAUUCCAAACGUCGGACUUGGACAAGUGGUACAAGCGACGCAUUAUCGAGCCCACUUUGGUUUCGCUCGAAGAGUUUCAAGAACGUGAUAGCGGGUGGGCAUUGUCGCAAAUUAUCAAUUUGACUCUAAAUAUAAAUAAGUACAAUCCUUUACACGCGGGGUGUCAUGUGACAUUACCGCGAGAAAUAAUGACGAAGCGUGCGAUAGUGAACGUUAAUUCGAAGGACAAUGCAUGCUUCGCAUGGUCAGUGGUCGCCGCUCUACAUCCUGCUGAAAGACAUAGUGAAAGGGAGUCGUCAUAUCCACAUUAUACAACAGUCCUAAACUUUGAUGAUAUUAUGUUUCCCGUUACAAUAAAGGACAUUGAAAAAUUUGAGAGUGUUAACAAUAUAUCGAUCAACGUCUACGGGAUGAAAAAGGAAAUGACAAUGCUAAAGAUUCUUCCGCUGCGGCUCUCCAAUGACAAGAAAGAGAAGCAUGUCAAUUUAUUAUACGUGCAAAAUCCGCGCGAAGACAGCGUGGGCCACUUUGUCUGGAUAAAAAAUCUGUCCCGCCUCGUCAGCUCCCAACUAAGUAAAAAGGAGCACAAGAAAUACAUUUGCGAUCGGUAUGUAUAAUAUAUUAAAAGAAUUCUCAUGA
Molecule: messenger RNA, 1045 nt
Organism: Monomorium pharaonis (pharaoh ant)
Lineage: Eukaryota; Metazoa; Arthropoda; Insecta; Hymenoptera; Formicidae
Exons: 2
Coding region: 1-1023 (340 amino acids)
Source: RefSeq, a predicted model, not a curated record